GGGGCGCCGACUUGCGGACGUGGGCAGGGUGACAGGUGCGAACAUGCAGUGAGGUGGCGGGGCGGCGGCGGUUGGUCCCUCCCGCCCUCCCCCUGCCCCGGAGCCGGCCGCCGAGAUGUGGCUGAAACCCGAGGAGGUGCUGCUGAAGAACGCCCUGAAGCUGUGGCUGACGGAGAAGAACCACAAGUACUUCGUCCUGCAGCGGCGCAGGGGUUACGGCGAAGGAGGCGGUGGACUAACGGGUCUCCUUGUUGGAACGCUUGACACUGUGUUUGAUUCAACUUCCAAAGUAGCUCCAUAUCGCAUUCUACAUCAGAUACCAGAAUCCCAAGUCUAUUGGUCCAUUGCUUGUGGAGCCAGCAGUGAAGAAAUAAAUAAACACUGGGAAUGGCUGGAACAAAAUGUGAUGCCAAUACUUUCUGUAUUUGAUAGUAAUGAAGAUAUUACUAGCUUUAUUCAGGGUAAAGUACGGGGGCUAAUAGCAGAAGAAUCUCAAAGUACAUCAAUAAAGGAGGAGGAUGACCCUGAGAAAUUUCGUGAGGCCUUGUUGAAGUUUGAUAAGUGGUUUGGACUGCCUGAGCAAGAGAAGCUGGUGACCUACUAUUCGUGCAGUUACUGGAGUGGAAGGGUGCCAUGUCAAGGCUGGCUAUACCUCAGUGCCAAUUUUCUCAGCUUCUAUUCCUUUUUUCUAGGCAAGGAAGUUAAGAUUAUUAUUUCCUGGGAUGAAGUAUCAAGGCUUACAAAGACAACAAGUGUCAUCCUCUCUGAGAGCAUACACAUUUGCAGUCAUGGAGAAGACUACUACUUUUCAAUGUUCAUGCAUUUAAAUGAAACAUUUCUGCUGAUGGAACAGCUUGCAGAUUAUGCCGUAAAGAGAUUAUUUGACAAAGAAACCUUUGAAAUGGAUUUAUUGCUCAGUGACCAUUUACAAAUAACAAAAAGACUUUUGGAGAAUCGAGCGAGGAAUGAAUAUUUCACUGCACUCUUUAGGCUUCCCAGGGAAGAAAGUCUGGAUGACAUACUCGACUGUUUUCUUUGGAUUCCUUUUUGCCAUGCCCACGCAUUUGGGAAAAUGUUCAUUUCAGAUAACUACAUCUGCUUCAGUAGCCAGGAUGCAAAUCAUUGUAAUGUAAUCAUUCCAAUGCGGGAGGUCACUGGUAUGGAAACGCCAGACAGUUCAGGCAAACACAUCUCCUUCAGUACCAGAAGUAAAAUAACCUUCCGCUUCACUGAAAUUAAGGACCGUGACGGUCUUGUGAAGAAACUCGAAGGGAGGCUGAAGUGUGACACGAGUGGAAGCACACAAGGCACUUUGGGAAAGGAAGAGAAAUCGUGUCUAGAAAGUGCUCAGGAAGAUGGUACUUUCUUUGGGCACAGUGAUCCUAUGCUUUCAUUUACUGGCGAACAGCAUAGUGCUUUACUUAAAGAAAGCAAUAGAACAGUCAACACUGAAGCAUUAAUGAGAGUCUUUCAUCCACAAGAUGCAGAAAAUCUGGAUUCAAAAAUGUUGAAAGAAAAGAUGAAGGUGCAAUCAUGGAACAUCCAUUUUGUGGAAUAUGGUCAUGGAGUCUGUAUGUUUCGUACAAAAAAGACCCGAGACCUGGUAAUGAGAGGAAUCCCAGAAGCCUUAAGAGGAGAACUUUGGUUGCUGUUUUCAGGUGCAAUUAAUGACAUGGCUGCUCACCCUGGCUAUUAUACUGAAUUGGUGGAAAGAUCCAUGGGUACCUGUACUCUGGCUACUGAUGAAAUAGAACGUGAUCUACAUCGCUCACUGCCUGAACAUCCAGCAUUCCAAAGUGAUACAGGCAUCUCUGCACUGAGAAGAGUUCUCACAGCCUAUGCUUCCCGGAACCCUAAGAUAGGCUAUUGCCAGGCGAUGAAUAUUCUGACAUCAGUUUUACUACUUUAUGCAAAAGAAGAAGAAGCCUUCUGGUUACUGGUUGCUGUCUGUGAAAGGAUGUUGCCAGAUUAUUUCAAUCGUCGAAUAAUUGGUGCUUUGGUGGACCAGGCAGUUUUUGAAGAAUUUAUUAGAAGCCACCUUCCUCAGUUGACUGACCACAUGACGGACAUGACUUUUUUCUCAUCUGUUUCCUUGUCCUGGUUUCUCACCAUCUUCAUUUCUGUGCUGCCCAUCGAGAGUGCAGUAAAUGUUGUUGAUUGUUUUUUCUAUGAUGGUAUAAAGGCAAUCCUGCAGCUGGGCCUGGCAAUUCUAGAUUAUAACAUGGACAAGCUGCUACUCUGCAAAGAUGAUGCUGAGGCAGUCACCAUUUUAAACAAAUUUUUUGAUAAUGUCACCAACAAGGACAGCCCUUUGCCACCAAUGGUGCACCAUCCCCCUAUAGGUUGUGACAACCAGCAUCCUCAUCCUAAAGUGGACAUAACGGAACUUAUCCGGGAAUCUUAUGAGAAAUAUGGUGAGAUUCGAUCAAUGGAAGUUGAAAGUAUGCGACGUAGGAACAGGUUAUAUGUGAUUCAGACUCUAGAAGACACCACAAAACAUAAUGUGCUGCGGGUUGUAUCUCAGGAAGUGAUGUUCAAUUCUAAAGAUUUGGAAGACCUCUUUGAGCUAUUUAAGCGAGAGCAUUUCUUAAGCUGCUACUGGAUUCCACAUAGUCCAGCACUCAAACACCAUGACUCUAGUCUCCCAUAUCUGGAGCAGUAUCAGAUCGACAGUAAGCAGUAUCGCAGGCUGUUCAAGCACCUGAGUCCAUGGUCUCAUUCUGCAAAUGCAGAUUCAUUAGCAAUAUGGAGCUUUCGGCUUCUCGAUGAAAAUUCUGACAACCUCAUCAAUUUCAAAGAAUUUGCAUCUGUUCUAGAUGUGAUGUACAAUGGAUCAUUUACAGACAAACUGAAAUUACUUUUUAAAUUACAUAUUCCACCAGCAUUUAUUGAAGAUGAAGGGACAAUUCCCACAGCUUCAAAACACCCACAACUUCUCGAUGAAGCAGUGACUCGUGGUGAUCAGCUUAAUGGAAGUAACAAAGGGAAGGUUGAUAUCCAGUCCUAUUUGAAACAGUGGCACGAUGAACUGGUGCGGAAGGAAGAAAGUAUCCGAGCCCUGCCCAGGAUAAAUCAGUCACAAUUCGUUCAUUUCUCCAAGACACUAUAUAACCUGUUCCACGGCGAUCCCAAUGAGGAAGCACUCUACCGAGCUAUAACUACUGUCACCAGUCUCUUGCUUCGAAUGGAGGAAGUGGGACGAAUGCUGAACAGUCCAAGCUCCCCCAUCCGCAGUGCAUCGGUUGCAAGUCAAGAUUGUGGAAGCAGUGAUGAUAGCCAGGAGACCCAGACCGUGCACAAGGAUGAAGCAGUACCCCAGGAAUCUAACACUGACAUCGGAUGGACCUUUGCCUUUGAACAGAUACUGGCAUCGCUGUUGAAUGAACCGGUUCUGGUUACGUUUUUUGAGAAACUUUUUGACGUAAAGGUAAAAAUAGAACAAGCUAAAUCUCUUCAACUGAGGGCUAAGUAUCAGCCAAAGGCCCAUGACUGAGACUGUAGCAUGGUCUCCGUAUGCCAUAUUCCAUUCUGCAUUGAUGCAACAAUGCAAUACAAGAAGCUCUGAAUUUUUCUGUUGGUGGACAAUGGGGAAAUGCCUCAGUCAUUUUGCAUGGUGUUUCUCUACUGUCUUGGCACGGGCUUUACCCUGAUAAUUAAUGCCUCUGCUAAAAUAGCAUGGAAAUUUGCACAAAUGAAAUUAACAAUUAUUCUCAUAACUGACAGUGAUGACUAGGCUGCAGUUUGACUUUGCAAUGUAGAAAAUCUGUUUUGACAGAUUUUAUAUCCGUAUGUACAAACAAUUGAACCACAAAUCAACUGUUCUGUUCCCGGCAUUGAGCAAAUUAGUUUGUUUCCAUGGGCUGGUGUAUGGGUGUUUCUGAGAUAUCUUGUAUGAAAUGAGAUGCUUAAAAAUAUUGAAAGACAAACUGACUUAAAGAAGUUUGGUCUUAAAUUAACAUUGUUCUGCACUUUCUGUAGCAGAAUCUUUUGUUCUGUGCUUGUUCAUUUCAAUUUUGUGCUGCGCUUCUCCUGUUGGUCUGUAGAGGGUGCCCACGUAAUAUUUUUCCCAUUGGUUGGAGAAUAAAAAAAUUGCUGUCCUUUAGUUUAAACACUCACUGGACUGAAAGCAAAUGCAUUUUUCUUAUUUAUACUCAAGUGUUUGUUUUUUUAACAUUAAAAAAAACACUAUUUGUAGCUCUACAAAUUCUAUUAGAAAAGGGAAUCUUUAAAAAACAAAUAGUCCUGUAUUUUUGAAGUAUGUUGCACACUUGUACAAUUUCAAAAGUUUAUUAAUCUAUAUUAGCUUUCUUGCUUUAAAAUGUUUUUAUGAAACUGUAUAAGAAUCAUAGCAUACAGUAUAUUUAAAGAGAACUGAACUAUUGAUCUGAUCAUUCUAUGAUAUUGCAAAAAUACAAAAUUAUAAAGUUUAUAUACAUCUUUCCAGUUCAAAUGGCUUGAAACUUAACAUUAGUCACAAAAUUAUACUUUGAUUUCUUUGCUCAUAUUCAGUGAAGAUAGCGCAUUGCUCUAAUUGAAGUAUAAAGGCACGUUAUAUUCCACAUAAAAGUUAAAACAUUAUAAAGACAACAAAUACUGCUUUCAAAUUUUAAUCUCGAGCACUAAAACAAUUCUGCCAAACCUUAGUUUUUUUUAGGAUCAAGUGUAAAAAAAUAUAUAGAUUUGAAACUAUAAAAACAACUUUUUGUGCCAAUUAUUGAGGCACUUGCUUUAUGUUCUAUGUAUAAAUUCUGUAUUCAACGUGAUGAAUUCUUGCUUUAAAUUCCUUUGUUUCAUAUUGUAGCAAAAGCUCACUUCAUGGAUAUGUUCAAAAAUAAAUAUUUUGGUUUCUAAUUGUUUUUUUUACAGUUUGUUCUGUUUUCAAAUAAAAUAUAUUGACAGACUA
Messenger RNA from Pristis pectinata (smalltooth sawfish), 4903 nucleotides. RefSeq names its product TBC1 domain family member 8B (gene tbc1d8b). Bases 116 to 3493 code for a protein of 1125 amino acids. NCBI's taxonomy places the organism in Eukaryota, Metazoa, Chordata, Chondrichthyes, Rhinopristiformes, Pristidae. Gene Ontology annotation, molecular function: calcium ion binding. The record is from RefSeq and is a predicted model, not a curated record. The transcript has 20 exons.